GUUCACUCCGUCUCCUACUCCUACUCUGUCUGCUCAAUAAUAAUUAUUUACCUUAAGAUUUAUUAUAUUUUGUUUCGGUACCGUCAAAAUAAUAAUUUAUUGUCGUUUAAUUAAUAACUUCAGCUAUAAAUAACUAAGUGACUUGAUAAGCAAUUAAAUAACGGUUUUAAAUUUUUUAUUUUUUGAAUAAUAAUUUAAUAAAUGGCAAAUUAUAGUCAACUUUGCGGUUUGUUAUUUAUGUAAGUGUUAAUGUGUGAUGCUGAUAUAUAAGUCUUUUUAUGUCAUAACUCAUGCAAGAUUCGUGGUGGUAACAAGUCUCGUGUUUUUGUGCUAGACAGUUUUAUAUGAAAUACGGAUCAUGUAAAAUAAAAAUUGUAAAAACAAAAAUAAAUAAAUAACAUUGCUAUUUUACAAUAAUUUUGAACAAAGAGUGGGAGCAAGAAGAAAGUGAGAGUUUAGCAUUGCCUUGUAAUUAUUGAAGGCCUUGGUGUUCUUGGAGGAAAAAAAAACAACAAUGGUUGUCGAUACAGGAACAGUAAGACUAGUUAUAUUUAUUGGAAUGUUUCUUGUGUUUGCUGGAGACUAUACUAGUCUAAUAAAUUCUAUUUUUGGCAACGGAAUGGAACGUGCUAAUUCAUCAAUAAGAUUACAAGCCUCUAAUUCAAAUGCUGAACGCGUUUCAUUGAUAACUGAUGUUAAGAAUUCAAAUAAUGACCAUGGAAUGACACGCAGAGAAAAAAUAAUGACAACAAUUAAAACAGCAUGUCUACCAAAACUUAUUUGUGAAUUGACUUCGUCAUCGCAUCAAGUGCAAUUAAGUGAAAUGGAAAAAUCACUUCUUAAUUUGAUAAGAGAUACAAGUUUAUCGACGAUGGCGGAAGUUGCUUCAAGGUAUCACUUUGCCGCACAUAUGGGUCAACUUAUUGCCGGUAUCGAAGGUCAAGGCUGCCACAAUUUCUAUCCUACGUGCCCAUUACCUCGAUCCAGCGUUCUCAGUAUGAUGAAAAAAAUUCGUCUCCGUUAAGAAAGCUCAAUUUAUUUAGUUAUUUUUAUUUAAAAUAAAUAAGUAAAUAAAUUAUAUAUUCUAUUUUUAAAAAUAUUAUGAUCUGAAAGGUCAUUUGUGUUUAUCGUAUCUGUGAUACAAAAUAUUUAAAUCGUGAAAGUAUGAAUUAUCGAUUUUACACAGCUUUUACUUGUCUAUAAUAAGUCAUAAUUGUAGUAUUUUUUAAUUAUUAAGCAUGUUGUUUAAUUAUAA
Messenger RNA from Microplitis demolitor, 1255 nucleotides. RefSeq lists its product as uncharacterized. Bases 515 to 1024 code for a protein of 169 amino acids. The record is from RefSeq and is a predicted model, not a curated record. Lineage: Eukaryota; Metazoa; Arthropoda; Insecta; Hymenoptera; Braconidae. The transcript has 5 exons.